UUCCUUCGCAGCUAAGCAAAAUUUAUCAUUUAUUUCUUCCGCAUCUUCAUCACUCUCGCACGCACAACGACAUUCACAAUGGAGGAGCAGCAAACCAUGGAGGUUCCUUUCCUCUCAGAAGCGAAAAGUGAAAUUGCUGACAAAGAGAGCGAAAGAUUGAGUUCGUAUCAGUACGUGGGGAGAACCGGUUCUGUGAUUCCCACCGCUUCGUUGGCUGGAACUGAAGUCAGCGUUGAAGAGAUUCGAUCGGCUGCAGCCUUUUCUGAUUAUUAUCCUCCUUCCCUCCAUGCCGCCUUGAUCAGUUCCCCGGAGCCUGAUCCUGACGAGCAAGCUAUUGUAUGUCAGGGUGCAUAUGGUGGAGAUUAUGGUGGAAACACUAAUGAACUUCAGAGGCAAAUAUUAGAUGAGGUGGAGAUACGGGAGUUACUCAUUGAUCAUGUUGGUCAUCGUUGCUGCUGGGGAAGUCGUCCAGCUCGUACUUGGAAGAUUCAUGCAGUGGAAGAUUGCAAUGUUUAUGUAGGAACUCUAGAAACUUUUAUAGAGGAGAGGGAAAUCAUAAAAGAAAGAGAACCAUACCAUGGUGGCGGCAAAAUUGAUGGAAAGGAUAAAGGGCCUGGACUAGGAAUCUGGGAAUUGGAUCUGAGGUCUGAAUUCCCUGUUCUAUUUCAACCCCAUAAAGAAUCACGUGCCAAAAUUCCUCAUUCUGAAGCUAUUGAGAAAUGCUCAGGUUGUGCGGGACGGGGAGAUAUUGUGUGUUCUACAUGCAAUCCAGGUCAAGAACCUGGGUUUUACAAUGAGAACCGGAUGAGUCAGUGUCCUACUUGCCAUGGAAGGGGUUUAAUUGCUCAUAGAGAUGGAUCCGACACAAAAUGUGUGAAAUGCAAUGGUAAGGGCAAUAUUUCUUGCCCCAUUUGUGGAUCCCGUGGGCUAAUUAAAUGUGAGUUGUGUCGUGGAGGUGGUUCUCUUUUGACACACGAUGUUGCUGUGAUUAGAUGGAAGACACUUUCAACCAGAAAAGUAAGUGCAACUAGUGGGGCAGCUUCAGUUCCUGAUGAGGUUUUCCACAGAGCCAAAGGGGUCCAGUUGUGCAAUACUCAGGCCCACCAGUGCACCCCUGCAUUUUUUGCUGAUUCGUUCUUUCUCAACAAGUUUUCUUCGGAAGUAAUUGCAGAUAGAUCUCCUGUACCUCCUACUGCAAGGGUCGUAUGUGAGAGGCACAGUAUCUCUGUUGUACCAGUGACACGUGUCACAAUGGCUCAUCGUCGUCAGUCCUUCAGUUUCUAUAUCAUUGGCUUUAGCAGGGAGGUAUACUUAAAGGACUACUACCCAUCUAGGUUUUGCUGGGGCCUAUGUCCUUGCUUGGAUUGGUUGAAGUUGUAAGUAAGCAGAUUUCUGUCUUCAAGGGGGGACUAAAUCUUUUCUGGUACAGAUGUUUUUGUUAGUUCUUGGCCUUGCAUCAGUGAAAAUAAGUGGGAUUUCUCAUGUUGAGAUUGAGUUUGCCAUUUUCUCGACUUGCUACACGUAAUUCAGUGAAUUAUUUGUUUGUUUGGGUGACAAUAUGUUCUCUUCUCCCUUAUGCUUUCAUAUUUGAGCCUCUAUGGAAAUACACUUCUGUACUGUAAUAGUUUAGCUUGUACUGCUCUCUCUUGGUAUGUGUAUAUUUCAUUUGAUCUUUUUUUUUUAUCAAUUCUGUGUUAAAAACAUGGAUCAUUGAUGAAAUGACAUGGUUUAUACUUUGUAUCAUUGGAGAGGAAGUAAAGAUAUACUUUUGACA
This is a messenger RNA of Vitis riparia (riverbank grape), 1774 nucleotides long. RefSeq names its product protein SSUH2 homolog. Bases 79 to 1380 code for a protein of 433 amino acids. NCBI's taxonomy places the organism in Eukaryota, Viridiplantae, Streptophyta, Magnoliopsida, Vitales, Vitaceae. The transcript has 7 exons. The record is from RefSeq and is a predicted model, not a curated record.